Molecule: messenger RNA, 996 nt
Organism: Aspergillus terreus NIH2624
Lineage: Eukaryota; Fungi; Ascomycota; Eurotiomycetes; Eurotiales; Aspergillaceae
Product: chitin synthase export chaperone
Exons: 3
Coding region: 1-996 (331 amino acids)
Biological process (GO): protein folding
Cellular component (GO): endoplasmic reticulum membrane
Source: RefSeq, a predicted model, not a curated record
AUGGGAUUCGGUGACUUUGACUCGAUAUGCCGAAAGGCAGCGCUGCCUCUCUGUUCCCUCGUUGGCCCGGCCUCCUCCAUCUCAGGGUCAACCGGUAUCAUCCCGAAUUGUUAUGCGCGAAACAUCGAACUCGCCAACACGAUCAUCUUUGAAGGCGCUGCCUCAUUUGUACACAUCAUGGCCCUGGGAAUGACGGUUAUUAUGAUUCUCCAUAUCAGAUCCAAGUUCACUGCUGUCGGCCGCAAAGAGGUGAUCACCUUCUUUUAUAUCUAUAUGCUUCUCACCAUGUGUUCCUUGGUCAUUGAUGCUGGCGUCGUUCCCCCGAGAAGUGACCCGUUUCCCUACUUUGUCGCCGUGCAGAAUGGAUUGGCUUCCGCGUUGUGUACCUCUCUCCUCGUCAAUGGCUUCGUGGGGUUCCAGCUUUACGAAGAUGGAACAGCUCUGUCGGUCUGGCUGCUUCGAAUCACUUCCACCGUCAUGUUUGCGGUCUCUUUCCUGAUCUCCCUCCUGACGUUCAAGUCAUGGGGCGGCCUCAGUCCAACCAAUACCGUGGGCAUGUUCGUGGUCCUGUACAUCCUCAACGCGAUCUGCAUAGCGGUGUAUCUGGUCAUGCAGCUCUUACUCGUUAUGAACACCCUCGAGGACCGGUGGCCUCUGGGUCAUAUUGCGUUCGGCUUGCUCGUUUUCAUUUGCGGACAAGUCCUUCUAUACGGCUUCAGUGACACCAUUUGCGACAACGUCCAACAUUACUUGGACGGUCUGUUCUUUGCGACUGUUUGCAAUCUCUUGGCUGUUAUGAUGGUCUACAAGUUCUGGGAUUAUAUCACCAAGGAAGAUCUCGAGUUCUCAGUGGGUAUCAAACCCAACACCUGGGAAGUGAAAGAGCUUCUCCCAGAGGAGGACCGUCGCGCAACAGUCUAUCAGGAUACGAACUCGGAAUAUGCCGGGAGCAUGUAUCACCACCGACCAUCGACAUAUAACGGCCACAAUUAUUAA